This is a messenger RNA of Argiope bruennichi, 1935 nucleotides long. RefSeq names its product outer dynein arm-docking complex subunit 2-like. Gene Ontology annotation, molecular function: protein binding. The transcript has a single exon. Bases 1 to 1935 code for a protein of 644 amino acids. NCBI's taxonomy places the organism in Eukaryota, Metazoa, Arthropoda, Arachnida, Araneae, Araneidae. The record is from RefSeq and is a predicted model, not a curated record.
AUGGACAAGGAGUCAAAAUGUAGCAGUUCCGAAUCUGAUGAUUUAGAAGAUAUGUACAAGGAAAGGCCCAAUUUCGAGAAUUAUGCAUAUCCUAAUGAUUACUGGAAGCUUGUGAAAUCCAUAAAAUAUUUCACUUAUGGUAGACCGUUAAUAACUACGAUAGCUCUUAUUACAACUUACGAAUGUAAUUUUCAAGAUCCUAUCAUGUUAAAAUAUUUAGAUGAUUACCGUAUAGUUGGCAUUUUAUUGAACUUCCUGCAAAGCACAGAUAAACGAGUUCAGACAGUUUCACUUAGAUUUUUAAGGAACUUAAGCAAAAUUCGAGCGCUCCGGCACGAAAUAGUUUAUCUGGGAGGAGUGAGGUGCAUGGUUAGAUUAUUGAUGGAAGCUCAAAUCGACCUAAAGCAAGCAGCCGCUGAAACAAUAACUUCUGUUGCUGAUUUCCAUAAAGCUUGGUCAGCUGUUCGUCAAGCAGGAGGUAUACCAUUAUUAGUAAAUAUGAUGUAUGUUUCUCAGGCUCUUUUAUUUGAAGAUCCACAAACUUUGAGUGAACAGUUAAUCGCGGUUAUAAAAGCCGCAGAAGCUGCAGCUGAAACUCUGUUUGUCGUGUGCCAGUGUCGCAAAAACCAAAUUGAAUUUCUGCUGAGCGGAGCUUUAAAAGGUUGCCAAAACAUUCUCAAGACCCCACACGUCCGCUUGUGCACGUACGUUUUGCAAAUCAUUCAGAAAUGUGCUUCACAAAAGUGUAUUCGAAAGGCCAUAAAAAAUUCAAAUAUGCUCGAAGAUUUCCGAGUCCAUUUUUACAGUGACGAUCAAAAGUUAAUGCAAGCUGCAGCUCAAGCAGCUUUCAAAUGUGCCGAAGGCGAAGAAUCGAAACGCUUCUUCGGCAAGGCAGGAUUCGUCGAUAAAUUGUACGAAAUAAUUCAGACUUCAGCCUUCCACACGGAUUACAACCUCAUGGCCUCUGUUUCAGGAGCACUAAGGAAAUGUGCUGAAAAUGAGGACAACGUGAAGAGCAUUCAAGCCUUGAAUGCAGCACCGCUACUAAUCCAACUUUUAAGUUCUCAACCAAAAACUGUACAAGAAAACUUAGUCGCAUGUAUUAGCUGCUGUCUGUCCAAUCCUCAGAUUCGGACAACGGUGAGGAAAAACAAUGGCAUUGAAGCUCUGAUUGGACUUUUACAUACAACACACCCACCACUGAUAAUGCAUUUAAAUAAAGCUUUGGCUACAGCUUCUGCUGAUAAUGAGUGUUUGAUGAUAAUAGAGAAAAUGGAUGCCUUGCGUUUGAUUUGGUCCUAUCUGAAACAUGAGAACCCAUCUGUAAAGGCAAAUGCUGCUUGGCAAUUGGCUUCGAUUCUGAAGAACGUAGAUCAUUCCUCUAGAUAUGUGCGAUCUUUAGUAGGAGGGAUCCAAGUGCUGAUGGAAUGCUUACAAACUAAUCACACCCGUGUAUUAACCUCCAUAUGUGCAUUGAUAGUAGUCUUAAGCAAAGAGGCAGACAAUUUAAGGAUAUUAACGAACUAUCAGGUAGUUGAGAAUCUUUCGAGAUUGACAGGUACCAAAUGCCGCCGGCUUAGGUAUCAUCUUUGUAUGGCCAUAACAGCUUGUUGUCCUUACAGGAACAAUCGCGAGGAAUUCGCGAAAAGGAGAAUAGUGUAUCCUUUAAUGAAAAUGUUGAAAAGUAAAUCAGCAGUGGUGAAAGGAGCUGCUACCCAUGCUCUUUAUCAACUGGCGCAUAUAGCACGAUGGUGCGCUGCUAUGUACAAUACUUCCGGGGUGUAUGAAGUGCUCUUGAAUGAAAUGAGAAGCAAAGAUCGAGAUGUGCAAGAAUCAGCUGCAGGAAUUAUUCAGAAAAUGCGCAUUUUUGCUCUCAAUCGAGAUGGAAAUGUCCCGCAAUGGUUAAUCGAAAAACAUUCUACUUCUUUACAUUGA